AUAGAUGAUAGUUGACAUCGAUAAUUCGUAGCCUACGCUCAGAUAUAGUAAGGCAUGGACAAUUAUAUAUUUUUAUAUAUAAAAUAAUACAGUCUUCAACAUUUCAUUAUUUUUAGAUUUUAUGACACUAUAAAAUUUAUCAUUGCCAGAACUACAAUCACAAUAUAAAUUUCAAUGGCAAUAAAUGAUUUGAAGGUUAGAUUGAAAGUCAUAUAGAAAAGAGUUUUCAUAGAAUUUUGGAAUUCUCCAAGUGCUAAUAUUCUCUUAUUGGAUAUGUUGAUAUCGGCAUUGAAAAGGGUAAUAAGCUUACCUUUAUUGAAGAACAUAUCAACUACCUCUAAAAUGACUAAAGAAAUCAGUGAAGUACAAGAAAAAGCGAUGUCGGAAAACUGCUUUUUGGUUUCUAGACAAGAUAAAGUCAUAGGCACGGCAAGUAAAAGAGAUUGUCAUAAAGUACAAGCAAAUGGAAAUAUAUUACUUCAUAGAGCAUUAAGCGUUUUUCUAUUCAACAGUCACGGAGAUUUACUUUUACAAAAACGUUCUUCAGAAAAGAUUACUUAUCCUGAUCACUACACAAAUUCAUGCUGCAGUCAUCCUAUAGCUGAUAUUCCUGGAGAAGAAGUUGAAGAAAAUGCAUUAGGAGUAAAAAGGGCAGCUAUCAGGAGAUUGAACUUUGAGUUAGGAAUUCCAUUAGAUUCCAUGAAAGUGGAGGAUUUUACCUAUCUUACCAGAAUAAUAUAUAAAGAUGAAGGUAACGGCAAAUGGGGUGAACAUGAAAUAGACUACAUCUUAUUUUUAAAAGGAGAUUAUAAAUUAAAACCAAAUCCUAAUGAAAUAUCUGAAAUAAGUUAUGUACCAAGAACUGAAGUAGAUAAUUAUAUUCCUACUCUUAGUGGACCAUUAACACCUUGGUUCAAUCUUAUUCUAAAACAUCGAUUGAAAUUAUGGUGGGACAAUUUAGAUGACUUGGAAUCGUAUGUAGAACACAAGAAAAUUUUGAAAUUUGAUUCUCAUUAAAUUGUCAUUCUUUUCCAGUAGGAAUUAUAGUUUUUCCAUAUAUUUUUUUUGAAGAUGUGAGAUUCUUAUUGUAAACUUAUUAGUAAUGAAUUUUUUUUAGUAUUAAGAUUUUUCUACAAGUAUAAUAAGACACAAGUUUCCUAUUUUCUUUUCUUUGAUGGAAAAGAUUAUAGGAUAUUCCAAAAUAAGAUUUUGAAAGUUAUAUUUACUAUUUAGUUUUUUGGCGAGUUGUUAGAUUCCCUACAGUUUGAACAUUUUUACAUACUCAAAUUAUAAGUAGAUCUUGAUUCUUAUGAAGUACUUUUAAUUCAAUGUGUCGGUGACUUAUAGGUAUAUGCAGUUAUAAUUAUGAUCCACAAUAAAGAAGAUUUAUAUCAAUACUGUCUAGUCCAUUUUUUGGAAUUUGUAAAUUCUAUCAUGAAAAGUUAUCAAAUGAUUGAAUGAGGGAAUUCAUAGUAGAUAUUAAAAAUUUCUUCAAGAUAUUAUUUUUUACAGACUAGAAAGGAUAAAACAGUUCUUCUGCAUAAAGCAAGAAUUAUCUAUAUUAGUUAUAAGGACGUUUGUAUAUAGUUAUGCAAGGCCUUACCCAAGAAAAAGUUUUGAGGUGCAUGUAAGUUAAUAAAUACCCUCAAAAUAGUGAAAAUAAAUUUAAGUGUCAAAUGA
Harmonia axyridis is the source of this 1680-nucleotide messenger RNA. It is a transcript of the gene Idi, whose product is annotated as isopentenyl-diphosphate Delta-isomerase 1. The transcript is spliced from 2 exons. The coding region runs from base 274 to 1017 and encodes 247 amino acids. Gene Ontology annotation, biological process: isopentenyl diphosphate biosynthetic process; isoprenoid biosynthetic process. Lineage: Eukaryota; Metazoa; Arthropoda; Insecta; Coleoptera; Coccinellidae. The record is from RefSeq and is a predicted model, not a curated record. Gene Ontology annotation, cellular component: cytoplasm. Gene Ontology annotation, molecular function: isopentenyl-diphosphate delta-isomerase activity.